This is a messenger RNA of Musca domestica (house fly), 1065 nucleotides long. RefSeq names its product mediator of RNA polymerase II transcription subunit 6 (gene MED6). Gene Ontology annotation, molecular function: transcription coactivator activity. Gene Ontology annotation, cellular component: core mediator complex; mediator complex. Lineage: Eukaryota; Metazoa; Arthropoda; Insecta; Diptera; Muscidae. The transcript is spliced from 5 exons. The coding region runs from base 156 to 941 and encodes 261 amino acids. Gene Ontology annotation, biological process: regulation of transcription by RNA polymerase II. The record is from RefSeq and is a predicted model, not a curated record.
AAUGGUAUGGUUUUAUCGAAAAAAAUCGACUUUUAUAGCCCUAUUCAUUUUUAGUGUUAAUUUUGCCGUUUGCAUUCAUGCACUAUUAAAUUAUUUAGUUUUUAUUCAUCUCCUACGAAUUGAUAAACAAAUAAGAUCUCAUCAUUAUUGGCAAAAUGUUGCCAGGCAGACAAAUACCUCCACCUAUAUCCCAGGAGAAUCCCCUGUGGGUCUCUUGGCAUGAUACACAAAUUAUGGCCUCAUUGGACCCAACAAAUGUCAUGGAUUACUUUUGCCGCAAAUCAAAUCCAUUUUAUGAUCAUUUGAGCAAUAAUGAAAUAAUUCGUAUGCAACGUUUAAGUUUGGACAACUUGAACAAUAUGGUUGGUGUGGAGUACAUUUUACUUCACGUCCACGAGCCCAUCUUAUAUGUGAUUCGUAAACAACACAGACACAAUCCGCGGGAAGCAACACCAAUGGCUGAUUAUUAUAUUAUUGGUGGCACUGUUUACAAAGCACCUGAUUUAGGGAAUGUUAUAAGCUCACGUAUUCUUUCAACAGUUACAAAUCUGCAGUCAGCAUUUGAGGAGGCCAGUAGUUACUCACGCUAUCAUCCGAAUAAAGGAUAUACCUGGGAUUUCAGUUCCAACAAGCAGCUUGCUGAUAAACAUAAAGCUGCAGCAAAGAAAGAGACCACAGCCAAAGAUGAUAGUGGUACUGUUUUUCAAAUGCAAAGAGUUGACAUGUUGUUAGUCGAAUUAUUGCGUAAAUUCCCUCCACCAAUACCUCCAAUAAUACAUCAACAACAACAGCUUCAAGACUCGAAACUUAACAGCCAAGAAGGUAACAGUGGAAAUAAUCCCUCAGAUACAAGUCCAACAGGUGGUAAUCAGCAAGCCAUAGAUAUUAAACAAGAAAAUGUCGAUAUGAAACCACCUCCAGAGAAAAAACCAAAAAUAUAAGGCCAACACAAAUAAAAGUAGAGAGAUAAAACUAUUUUGUAAUUAUAUUUAAAUAUUAGAAAGAUAUUUUAUUUAAGCGUAUUAAAAUUAUAAAAUUAAAGGAAAUCCAUUUAUUAUAAGGAAA